CCAUCAUCAGUAGAGUAGUAGAUGGACACUAUGCACUUUGACAGAAAGUACUGCGCGUUAUUGCUCUGCAUCUUGGUGAGCUCAUUCAUAUAAUCACUUUGACUGUCACAUGAGGGCGGCGCUCCCUGUAACGCCCCGGUGACGCGAUGAGGCUGGUCUUGGUCAAACCCACCAAUGAAACGGGCCUUUUGGACUCCACCGGUGCCACACGCAGCGAAAGGGCGCCGGAUCAUUGCAACGCAAAGCGGCAGUCGCAAUCCGCCGCAGGUGAGGGGGGGAUGCAGCAUCGACACCCGGGAGCUGUCCAUCAGCACCACCAUCACGCGGGCGCCCAGAGCAGCGCUGCCACCACACCGACCACCCCUCCGCCGCCCCUAAACCAUCAGAACCAAGCCGGUCCAUUCAACCAGUCCGACCUGCAAUGGGGCGGUCAGACAGCAGCAGCACCACCAGUGAAAAAACAGUCAAGUCUCGAGGACUGUUGUUGUAAACACUCCCUAACUCGCCAGCAGAGCACCACGCACGCGGAGAGGUUCGACUCCCCCCGCAACCAGUGUCGGGAGACGGGAAAUCCGCGGCACGGCGCCUGGUGCGCUCACCAUCACUGCAGGAAGCAUUCUUCGCGCGUUUGCGGAUCGCAUCCACAGCUGUCGCAGAACCCGCAGGCGAACCUGCAGCCGAGCGAGAACCCGCAGCUGCAGGUUCAGCAGCAGCGGCUGGUGAGGAGCAGCCUGCCCAGCUGCUGCGCGCGGGGAUCCGGGGAGCUUCAAAGUCAGCAGCCGUGCGCGCUGCUGCUGCAGCAGCAACAACAACAACAGCUGCAACAGGCGCGCGGAGCCCAUACGGAAUGGCAACGACGGUUCCUUGACAACGACAGCCAGAGAUCAGGCGAGCGACAGUGCCGUCACGCCCGCGCGUUCACGCCUGAUAGAUGUCAGGGAGACUCGGUUUCACCGCGGAGUAAAAGCAGCCCGCUGUCAUCCGACAGUCGCUUGGGGCUCGAGGAGAGUAAACGCAGACACGAAGGGCACAAGGUGAAUGCGGAUGCCAACAGAGUGAGCCAUGCUGGAUCGCGGCCUUCGCUGUCCCAAAGUGGCUCACAUUAUCCUCAGAUAGCCAUGAACAGCUGCAAGUACAAUGGAGGUAUAGUCAGACCACUCAGCAGUCUGGGGGCGUCCCGGAGGAACCUGGCCGAGCUGGACUCAGAAACGCAGCCUUUACAAACCCUACACACGUCUGGCCUGGAGGUGGUGGUGUCAAAAGGGAACAGAGACGACGCAAGUAAGCAGUCCACUGAGAAUCUGGUGGGACCGCGACCUUGCACCGCCCCACAUAAGAAGAACAGGGACAUCGGAUAUAAGCUCGGGCACCGGAGGGUGCUGUUCGAGAAACGCAAGCGCCUUAGUGACUACGCCCUGAUUUUUGGGAUGUUUGGGAUUGUCGUAAUGGUGACAGAGACCGAACUCUCCUGGGGAGUUUACACAAAGGAAUCCUCAUAUUCAUUUGCACUGAAAUGCCUUAUUAGCCUCUCCACUGUAAUUCUGCUCUGUCUGAUCAUAAUGUACCACGCACGAGAGAUUCAGCUCUUUAUGGUGGACAAUGGAGCAGACGACUGGCGAAUAGCCAUGACGUACGAGCGUAUCCUCUUCCUUGUGUUGGAGCUUCUGGUGUGUGCCAUCCACCCCAUUCCUGGUCAGUACGUCUUCACCUGGAACGCCCGUCUGGCCUUUACCUACAGCCCUUCUGUGGCGGUCGCAGAUGUGGACAUUAUCCUCUCCAUCCCCAUGUUCCUGCGGCUCUACCUGAUCGGGAGGGUGAUGCUCCUGCACAGUAAGCUGUUUACGGACGCCUCGUCGCGCAGUAUUGGAGCCCUUAAUAAGAUCAACUUUAACACACGCUUUGUCAUGAAGACUUUGAUGACUAUUUGCCCAGGCACGGUCCUGCUGGUCUUCAGUAUAUCUUCAUGGAUCAUUGCUGCUUGGACUGUGCAUGUCUGUGAAAGAUACCACGAUAAAGGGCAAGUCACCAGUAACUUUUUGGGAGCCAUGUGGUUGAUAUCCAUAACCUUCCUGUCUAUUGGUUAUGGAGAUAUGGUGCCUAACACUUACUGUGGAAAGGGUGUCUGUCUUCUUACUGGAAUUAUGGGGGCCGGCUGUACUGCACUAGUGGUAGCUGUCGUAGCCAGAAAGCUAGAGCUCACCAAGGCUGAAAAGCAUGUCCACAACUUUAUGAUGGAUACUCAACUCUGCAAAAGAGUUAAAAACACGGCUGCUAAUGUACUCAGGGAAACAUGGCUAAUCUACAAACAUACUAAACUCGUGAAGAAGAUUGACCAUGCCAAGGUCCGAAAACAUCAGCGCAAGUUUCUUCAGGCCAUCCAUCAACUGCGAAGUGUAAAGAUGGAACAGAGAAAACUGAAUGACCAAGCGAACACCCUGGUCGAUCUUGCGAAGACGCAAAAUGUGAUGUACGACCUGGUAUCAGAGCUGCAGGAGCGCAGCGAGGAGCUCGAAAAACGUAUUGGUCACCUCGAAACAAAACUGGACUCCAUAAACAGCAGCCUGCAGGCUCUGCCCGGCCUGCUCUCACAAGCCAUACAGCAGCAACAGCACCACCUGCUGGACGGGCUGACUCACCGCGGAUUCACAUUAAUACGACCCUCCUCGCAGGCCUCCGAGCGCUCCUGGGCAUCGUCGGUACACAGACGGAGAUCACCCUCUACCGCACCACACACAUCGUCUGACAGCGGCUAGCACGCUCGCGCACACUCGAAAACCAUACUCUAAAACCUACACACACUCCUCCACACCUCUGUCAUCGACUAACACCGCUAAAUAUACUUUUAGUACUAAAACGUUAACACGAAUGACAACGCCAACACACUGAAUUAACACAUCAUGGUAGAGAUAUGGUUUAUGUUUAGCCAUUGUAUGGCUGUCUAAUGUUAGCUUUUUUGUAAAGCCCUUGUAUAGUAAUGGACUGGAUUCAGACUGCAGAGGGUGGAAUGGAUUUAUAUAAAGAUUUAGUACAUUAAAUUGAAGUAAACCAAUGACAAAAGGAUUGAGAAGGAAGAAGAGACUGUCACCGUAAAGAUGUCUUGUCUGUGGUAGUGCUUGCAGGCUCGGUUGGGAAUAGCAUACUAGCAUACUACUGUUGCUGCAGUAUAUAAAUGUCCAAGUAGUUGAAAUUUCUAUAUGCAUGGUAUACCCGGAUGACUUAUUAGGCCAAAAUGUGCACCAUAAAAUACUUUAUCUCUCAAUGCAAUGCUCUUUACCUUUUGCCAAUUUCUUAGGCCUACCAGGCAUACACAAAUUUGGAUUUAAAAUGCAAAGUUUAGUUUUUCAAGUGUAUAAUAGAUGCCAUUCACUAAAUUAAACAUGCAAAAUGACAAGCUCAAGCAUAAAUAGCAUAGUAUGCAUCAUGGUAUAGUUUUAAAAUAUAGUAGGCAGCAUACAGGCUAUACUGCAAAGUAUUCAGUAAGUAGUAAACUAGUAUUCAAUUCCAGACAUACUAGAAUUGUAAAAUUAAAAGUGCUAAAUGAGGGCCUUUGGAAGUUCAGUGGGUGCAUGGUAAAAAUCAAAAGUUUAAGAAUUGAAAGGUCAUUGAUCAUAGAUAUUCAAUUAUAACCAAAAAAAUUGGCACAUAUAAUAUUUUUUAAUAUUAUAUUACACUCAAAAAAUCCUGGGUUAUUUUCAACCUGGCAUUUGUUUAAAAUGGGAUGAACACAACCUGUUGGAUUGUAAUCUAACCUAUGCUGGGUUGUUAUAACCCAUUCAUGGGUCAAAUAUAAGCAUUUUUUGCGUUAAUUUAACCUUAUGGCUGGGUUUGUCCCUUUUUAACCCAAAACUGGGUGCAUGGUAAAAAAAGCAAAAGUUUAAGAAUUGAAAGGUCAUUGACAUUACUAGAUAUUUAAUUAUAACCAAAAAAUUAGGCACAUAUGUUAUAUUAAAUAUUUUUUAUUAUAUUAUAUUACACUCAAAAAAUCCUGGGUUAUUUUCAACCUAGCAUUAGUUUAAAAUAGGAUUUUGGAUUAAUUCAACAUAAUGGCUGGGUUUGUCUUUUUUAUCCAAAAACUGGGUGCAUGGUGAAAAUCAAAAGUUAAAGAAUUGAAAGGUCAUUGAUCAUUACUAGAUAUUCAAUUAUAGCCAAAAAAUUAGGAAACAUAUGUUAUAUUGAAUAUUUUUUAAUUAUAUUAUAUUAAUUCCUGGGUUAUUUUCAACGUAUCAUUGGUUUAAAAUGAGACGAACAUAACCUGAUGGAUUGUAAUCUAACCUAUGCUGGGUUGUUUUAACCCAUUCUUGGGUCAAAUAUAAGCAUUUUUUGCGUUCAUUUAACCUAAUGGCUGGGUAUGUUCCUUUUUAACCAUGGACCUUGGUGAAAAUCAAAAGUUUAAGAAUUGAAAGGUCAUUGAUUAUUUCUAGAUAUUCAAUUAUAACCAAAAAAUUAGGCACAUAUGUUACAUUAAAUAUUUUUUAUUAUAUUAUAUUAUACUCAAAAAAUCCUGGGUUAUUUUCAACCUAGCAUUGGUUUAAAAUGGGAUGAACACAACCUGUUGGAUUGUAAUCUAACCUAUGCGGGGUUGUUUUAAAUAUAAGCAGGGGUUGUUUUAAAUAUAAGCAUUUUUGGGGUUAAUUUUACCUAAUGGCUGGGUUUGUCCCUUUUUAACCCAAAACUGGGUGCAUGUUAAAAAAAAGUUUAAGAAUUGAAAGGUCAUUAACAUUACUAGAUAUUUAAUUAUAACCAAAAAAUUAGGCACAUAUAAUAUAUUAUAUAUUUUUUAUUAUAUUAUAUUAAACUCAAAAAAUCCUGGGUUAUUUUCAACAUAGCACUGGUUUAACAUGGGAUGAACACAACCUGUUGGAUUGUAAUCUAACCUAUGCUGGGUUGUUAUAACCCAUUCUUGGGUCAAAUAUAAGUGUUUUUGCGUUAAUUUAACCUUAUGGCUGGGUUUGUCCCUUUUUAACCCAAAACUGGGAGCAUGGUAAAAAAAACAAAAGUUUAAGAAUUGAAAGGUCAUUGACAUUACUAGAUAUUUAAUUAUAACCAAAAAAUAAGUCAUAUAUGAUAUAUUAUAUUAAAUAUUUUUUAUUAAAUUAUAUUACAUUCAAAAAAUCCUGGGUUAUUUUCAACCUGGCAUUGGUUUAAAAUGGGAAGAACACAACCUGUUGGAUUGUAAUCUAACCUAUGCUGAGUGUUUAAACCCAUUCUUGGGUCAAAUAUAAGCAUUUUUUGCGUUCAUUUAACCUAAUGGCUGGGUUUGUCCCUUUUUAACCCAAAACUGGGUGCAUGGUGAAAAUCAAAUGAAAGGUCACUGAUCAUUACUAGAUAUUCAAUUAUAACCAAAAAAUUAGACACAUAUGUUAUAUUAAAUAUAUUUUAUUAUAUUAUAUUAUAUUAUAUUAUAUUAUAUUAUAUUAUAUUAUAUUAUAUUACACUCAAAAAAUCCUGGAUAAUUUUCAACCUAGCAUUGGUUUAAAAUGGGAUGAACACAACCUGUUGGAUUGUAAUCUAACCUAUGCGGGGUUGUUUUAACCCAUUCUUGGGUCAAACAUAAGCAUUUUUAUUUAACCUAAUGCCUGGGUUUGUCCAUUUUAACCCAAAACUGACUUGAAAACAACCUAGCAUUUUUUAUAUUAUAUUAUAUUAUAUUAUCAACCCAGCAUUGGGUCAAAAAAUGUAUACGUCCAGCAGCUGGGUUGAAAUUAACCCAGAAAAUGUUUAUAUUUGACCCAACAAUGGGUUAAAACAAACCAGCAUGGGUUAAAUUACCAAGCGGCCUGGGCUGAUCCCUUUUUGACCCAAAAUAACCCAGCAUUUUUAGAGUGCAUGUUAUAUUAUAUUAUAUUUUGAAUAUACUAUUUUAAUUUCUGCAGAGCAAACACUUGGUGUUAGCAAUGUGGGUCAGACUAAUGCCAUAAUUCACAUGUGUGGUAAACAUUUUCAUGCUAUUGUAUUCAGACAGAUUUACAGGAACCACAUAGUAUCAGGUCAAAGACCACAGAGCUUCCAAGGGUCCUUACAACUCUUUUAGUUCAGGCAUUUUGCAAGACAGUCUGGGGAUGUGCUGGGAAAGCAGUAUACACAGAAAUGCAAAUGAUGAUGGAGCUAACCAAUGGUUUUCUCUUAAUUUUUCCUUUCUGUUCUCAUUUUUUACUGAGAUUCCUCUUUUUUAUUUAUCUAGAUUUUUUAUAGCUUGUAGAGGAUAUACGGUAAUGUUACUGCAGAGUGGCUGCAUAGUUACAAAAAUCAAAGCAAGAUUAAGAAUAACAAAUCACCUGAACUAAAUGUAGAAAUUAAGAGAUAAACCUCACAUUUGGAUGUCAUUAUCAGUCACAUGAAUUUACAGGUUUGUUUCCCAGUUCUGGGUUUAGACCGAUAACUUCAAGAUGUGAUUGUGUUUACGGGUUUGGAAAACAGCAAACUGCCUUUACUGUGUGUCUUUGGCCUUGUUGACCAAGCUGUAGCAGAUUUACAUAAUGCUGGCCUCCAAUAUACUGUAAGAAAUAAAUGAAAAAAUUCAA
Molecule: messenger RNA, 6521 nt
Organism: Misgurnus anguillicaudatus (oriental weatherfish)
Lineage: Eukaryota; Metazoa; Chordata; Actinopteri; Cypriniformes; Cobitidae
Source: RefSeq, a predicted model, not a curated record